AUGUCCGACAUGCGCGAGUCGCCGCCCUGGCGGCAGCCGGCAGCCGCCUUUUGCAGCAACUUCCGACGAGGCAGCGUGGCGCGGUAUGAGGACCUCGUGCAAGGCAGCCUGAUGUCAGCGGGGGAGGAGGGGGGAGGCAGGAUGCAGGAGGCGGUAGCUUGGUUGCUCAAGUCAAGACAGUUUUGCCAGGAGGCCAGCAAGACAUCUGGCGCGCCGCCGCCGCUGCAGCUGCUUCCAUCGGCGCCGGUGCUCGCCAACCCCGCCUGGAGAACGGCGCCCUCCUUUGCAGCAGCAGCGGCGCUGCUGCAGGAUGCCAGCACCUGCGCCAGCAGUGGCGAAGCGGUGGCGCCGCUGGCCGAGCAGCAAGAACAGAAGGCGGUGGCCGUGUUCAGAGAGAUAGCGGCAGACCAGCGACCGGGGGGCCUGCGCCUGCUGGGCUGGAUGCUGUCGCAUGUGUUCAGGUGGCUGUUCAACUCGGAGAUGUAUGUGGACUUGGUCAGCCUGGAGCGGCUGCGCCGCCUGCACUAUCGACAGCCGCAGCUGCAGGACAACAGCCGCACCGGUGCAGCGGCAGUGGAUGUGGCAGCAGGGCAGCCGGUGCAGCAGCAGCGUGCCUGCCUGAUCUACAUCCCCGCCCACAAGUCUCACCUCGACUACUUGAUGCUGUCCUACAUACUAUGGGCUUGCGGGCUGCCCUGCCCUCACAUCGUUGCAGGCGCCAACUUAUCGCUGCCGAUAGUUGGCAGACUGUUGCGUGCCUGUGGCGCCUUCUUUAUCCGGCGUACCAGCCGGGGCUCUGCGGAUGCGCACCUCUACAAGUCGGUGCUGGCAGCCUAUGUGCAAGCUCUGCUGGUGGCCGGUCAUCACCUCGAGUUCUUCAUUGAGGGCGGCAGGAGUCGGGACGGGCGGGUGAACCCACCCAAGCUGGGCAUGCUUCGCAUGGUGGUGGACGCGGUGAUGGCAGGGGAUGUGGAUAGGCCGGUGUACUUGGUUCCAACCGCCAUGAACGCCGACACAUUCUUGGAGGAGCGGAGCCUGGCAGCGCAGCUGGCGGGAGCGCCCAAGAAAAGCGAGUCGCUGGCAGGGCUGGCCAGCACAUGCUGGGGAAUUGUGACCAAGGCAGCUCGAGUGCACUGGCGGCGCUACUUUCUGGGGUUUGGCGUGGGCGGCUAUUGCGGGCGAGCUACGGUGGCAUUUGGGCAGCCUAUCAGUCUGCAGCAGUGGCUACAGGACAAUCGUGCAGACCUAGAAGCUGGCGGCAAAGCAGAGCGGGCGGCAGUGGCGGCGCUGGGCGAGCUGGUCACUGCCGGCAUCCGCACCACAUCGGCGCUGCCCACAUCAGCACUGCUGCUGGGCGCGUUGUUUGCCGAGCAGCACAGCAAUGCUCUGGCAGCGCCAGGAGGCAACACAAUGCAGCAGUGCAAUGGCGUCACUGCUCAGGCCAGUGGCAGCGUAGAUCGGCAACAGCAGCCGGUGUUGCGGCUGGAACAUGGCGUCGAGGCGGUGCUGCUGCAACACAAUCGCCUCAACCAAUUGUUGCCCUGGAUGGCUCUGGGGCCCACUGCCCUGGGCAGCGUCCGCGAGUUCCAGCCCGUGCUGCAGCGCCUGCUGGACAGCGGGGCGCUGGUGCAGCAGCCGGCACCCAGCAGAUGCGUGCGGCUGGUGGGCGAGGGCGAGGGGCAGGACGACUGGCGCCGGGCCGCGCUGUUUGCGGCAGCGCUGCUGGCGCCCCUGCUUGCCUCCUACGUGGAGGCGCUUCGGGCUAUGCAGGCCGCUCUGGCAAGCAGUGGCCCGGGCGGCAGCAGCAGCAAGGCGCUGUGCUCUGCGGCACAGACAAAGCUGCUGGCGCUAGCGACCACCACCGAGACUACUGGCGGCGGCAGCAGCACAAACAGCAGCAGCAGAACAGCCCGGCUGGUGGUGCCCUCGGUGGCCCUUGUGCAGGGCGCACUGAGGAGCUUUGCAGCACGCCACUCGCUGGAACGGCGACGGCCCCCUCCUCAGCGCAUUGCCAGCAGCGGCAGCGACGGGGAGGACCCGGCGUUGGCAGACAGCGUGGCAGCCAACUUGUGCUCCUUAGACGGUGGUGAUGGCGGCGGCAGUGGCAGCCCCCCGGCAGCAGCGCUCACGGCGGCGGCGGCAGCAGCGGCAGCCGGUGAUGCGCGCCAACGCUGGGUGCUGGCGCAGCCCGAGGCGGUGGUGUCCUCGCUGUCUUAUCAAAUUGAGGCUUUCAUUUGCAUCUGA
Chlorella variabilis is the source of this 2244-nucleotide messenger RNA. RefSeq lists its product as hypothetical. The record is from RefSeq and is a predicted model, not a curated record. The transcript has 13 exons. Gene Ontology annotation, cellular component: mitochondrial membrane. NCBI's taxonomy places the organism in Eukaryota, Viridiplantae, Chlorophyta, Trebouxiophyceae, Chlorellales, Chlorellaceae. Bases 1 to 2244 code for a protein of 747 amino acids.